Messenger RNA from Annulohypoxylon maeteangense, 642 nucleotides. RefSeq lists its product as uncharacterized. The transcript has a single exon. The record is from RefSeq and is a predicted model, not a curated record. The coding region runs from base 1 to 642 and encodes 213 amino acids. NCBI's taxonomy places the organism in Eukaryota, Fungi, Ascomycota, Sordariomycetes, Xylariales, Hypoxylaceae.
AUGUCGGCUUUUAAAUGUGGCCACGAGCUGCCAAAAUCUCGUAUUGGGGUAAAUUUCUCUUACCUCCCUCUGGACAAUAAGAAGCGCUGCCCGGAAUGUCAAACCAAGACAGCGCCAGGCAUACUUGGGCUCCUCAAAAGUAUGCAGGAAUCCCAUGACGCAGGCGAAUACCGUGAUCCUGGAAUUAACCAGCAUCUCAUAACUUACGUAUUUGACCGAUUCAUCACACAGCGCAAAGGUGUUGGUUUCCAGCAGCUUUCGAACGAAUUCUUUUGUGCACUUGGUGAAGUUUCUUAUCACCUACUUGACCGAAAGCAACUUUCAAGUUUUUUGACUACGGUACGAGGUCGAUGGGGUAGUGAUAUUGCCAAGCAAACCCUGCGUGCUUUAGGCGCAGCAGCACUCAGGUCCAACGGUAUCUAUGAGCUCGUAGAACCUGCAAACGCAGAAAUUUUAAGUUCAUUGAAUCGUAUGAUUCUUCUAUCCAGAGAACGGGCCUCGGCUAUCGAGACUUUCCAGCAACUUCAGAUUAUUCUAGAUAAUACUGGAACAUUACGAAUGUUGCGAGACGACGUCACUAUAGCAGUAGCCCAACUUGAAGAAGGGUAUGCCAAGUGGGAAGCUACUAUUACUCGUAAGUAA